Messenger RNA from Aureobasidium vineae, 411 nucleotides. The record is from the annotation of a GenBank genome assembly. NCBI's taxonomy places the organism in Eukaryota, Fungi, Ascomycota, Dothideomycetes, Dothideales, Saccotheciaceae.
AUGGCCGUGGGACUAGACCUUGACAUUAGUAAUGACGACUCGAUCAAGCAAACGGCAAGUAUCAUAGCGUAUGGCAUGAUGACAUACUACAAGGGCAAUAAGACAGGCGGUGUUCCCGGCUUACUGCCUGAGCCAUACUUCUGGUGGGAAGCAGGUGCUAUGUUCGGUGCGAUGAUUGAUUACUGGCACUAUACUGGCGAUGGAACCUAUAACGAUCUGGUAAUAGACGCUAUGCUUUUUCAAGCCGGUGAAAAUGCAGAUUACAUGCUAGUAGCUGUCUGGGACAAGGCCACUUGCGGCGGCGGUCUUAAAUGGCAAAAGUUCACCUUUAACAAUGGCUACAACUAUAAGAACACUAUCUUAAAUGGAUUGUUUUUCAAUCUCGCUGCAAGACUUGCCGCAUAUACAUAG